AUGGACUUCCUGUUCCAGGUGCUGUUCUCUCCUCUCCCGACGUCGGCCGUCUUCUCCCUGCUCGCCCUGGGAGCUGCCACCUUGUUUUACCUCCACUCGCGGCCCAGUCCCCUCCGAACCCCCGCCAACCUCGAACACCAGACUCUGGGGAUCAAGGAUGGAGCGAGAAAGUCGGCUUUGCUCGAAGGGAACAACGACCUGGUGUCGUACUGCAACGACGACGCCAAGACCCUGUAUGAGGUGUUUCAGAGGGGGCUGAGAGUUUCAGGUAACGGGCCGUGCCUGGGCAGCAGGAAGCCUGGACGGCCGUACCAGUGGCUGAAGUACAAGCAGGUGACGGAGCGAGCGGAGCACCUGGGGUCGGGGCUGCUUCACCGGGGCCUGAAGCCAAACACGGACACCUUCAUCGGCAUCUUCGCUCAGAACAGACCUGAAUGGAUUAUUGGUGAACUGGCUUGUUACACGUACUCCAUGGUAGUGGUUCCCCUGUACGACACCCUGGGUCCUGAGGCCCUUGUGUUCAUUAUCGACCGAGCCGAGAUCUCCACUGUGAUUUGUGACAAUCCAAGCAAAGUGGAAACGCUGCUGCAGAACCGGGAGAAAGGCCUGAGCCCUGUUCUCAAGACCAUCGUUGUCAUGGACGAUUUCAACUCCGAGUUGGUGAAGAGAGGGACCACGUGUGGGGUGGACAUUGUUUCCAUGAAGGAUGUGGAGGAUCUGGGGGAAGGUAAUCGUCAAGAUCCAAUUCCACCGAAGCCAGAGGACCUGAGUAUUGUUUGCUUCACCAGUGGCACCACAGGAAACCCUAAAGGAGCCAUGUUGACCCACGAGAACGUGGUCUCUAAUGCUGCAGGUGUCAUUGCAAGCUUCGAGUCGUCAGUAGCUCCAAACACGCAGGAUGUGAGCAUCUCGUUCCUGCCUUUAGCUCACAUGUUUGAGAGAGUGGUGCAGACGGUGAUUUACGGUGCAGGGGCGAGGGUGGGCUUCUUCCAGGGGGACAUCAGACUGCUGCCGGACGACAUGAAGACCCUGCAGCCGACCAUUUUCCCCGUAGUUCCUCGACUUCUCAACCGUGUCUAUGACAAGGUCCAGAGCGGCGCCGCGACGACCUUCAAGAAAUGGCUCCUGAACUUUGCGGUGGAGCGGAAAUUCGCUGAGGUCAAGGAGGGCAUCAUCAGGAACAACAGCAUCUGGGACAAGCUAAUCUUCCACAAAGUCCAGGAGUCUCUGGGUGGACGUGUGCGGGUGAUGGUGACGGGAGCAGCUCCCAUAUCUCCCUCUGUCCUCAACUUCCUCCGGGCUGCUCUGGGCUGUCAGAUCUUCGAGGCGUACGGUCAGACAGAAUGCACGGCCGGCUGCACCUUCACCAUGCCGGGUGACGCCACCUCAGGCCACGUCGGGGCCCCGCUGCCCUGUAACAUUGUGAAGUUGGUGGAUGUUGAAGAAAUGAACUAUUUCGCCUCGAAUGGUGAAGGGGAGGUCUGUAUCAAAGGUUUAAAUGUGUUCAGAGGAUACUUGAAAGAUCCAGAGAAAACUGCAGAGGCCUUGGAUGACGACGGGUGGCUCCACACUGGAGACAUUGGAAAAUGGCUUCCGAGUGGCGUUCUGAAGAUUAUUGACCGUAAGAAGAACAUCUUCAAGCUGGCUCAGGGCGAGUACAUCGCCCCGGAGAGGAUUGAGAAUGUGUAUGGACGCAGUGGACCUGUGGCCCAAGUGUUUGUGCACGGAGACAGUCUACAGUCCUGCCUGGUCGCCAUCGUGGUCCCUGAUCCUGACGUCCUGCCCAGUUUUGGCAAAAGUCUGGGCUGCACAGGCUCCGUGGAAGAACUCUGCAAACGCACAGAAAUUAAGAAGGCAAUUCUUUCAGACAUGACCAGACUGGGCAAAGAAGCAGGUCUCAAGUCCUUUGAGCAGGUGAAAGACGUUUACCUCCAUCCAGAGCAGUUCACCAUCGAGAACGGCCUGUUGACCCCGACACUCAAGGCCAAGAGGAACGAGCUCAAACUUCUCUUCCAGCCACAGCUCGACAAACUGUACGCCGACCUCCAAUAA
This is a messenger RNA of Hippoglossus stenolepis (Pacific halibut), 2052 nucleotides long. RefSeq names its product acyl-CoA synthetase long chain family member 5 (gene acsl5). Gene Ontology annotation, biological process: long-chain fatty acid metabolic process. Gene Ontology annotation, cellular component: mitochondrion; endoplasmic reticulum; membrane. The transcript has 20 exons. Lineage: Eukaryota; Metazoa; Chordata; Actinopteri; Pleuronectiformes; Pleuronectidae. Bases 1 to 2052 code for a protein of 683 amino acids. The record is from RefSeq and is a predicted model, not a curated record. Gene Ontology annotation, molecular function: arachidonate-CoA ligase activity.